GUGUCGGCGCGACGUCACUGUUCUGAUCUUGUGCACGCUCGAUACUGCUGGCCCUGAUGACGACUGCUCCUGGUUAUGUCAAUUGAUGGCCCCGAUACUAACUAACUCGAUCGACAUUGCAUCCGAAUGUAUGUUUCUGGUGACUCUUUAACGGUGUUACUGCGGCCAAAACAACCGGACUAACCUUGGACGUGUAUAUGACCUUGAUGCAUGCAUGACCUUGCAUGCUGGAUGGAACCUUGCUUGCCGCCUGCGCUGUGCUCUAUCCUUAUAUCAUGAUCUUGGUUUUGGUCCUGGUUUCUUUUUUUCUUUAUCACACACAAUUUCCGCUGACAUCGCGCCAUCUGGAACGUUGGCUUCAUUUGCUUGCAUUCUACAUGAAUGUUCGCGCCUGUCAAUUGUGCUUGCUCCUUCCGUUUACUCAAAUCUUUCGUUUGUGAUGGCACUGUCAUUCUUUUUUUUUCAUUCCGGUCUGCAAUGCGCGCUGGUCGGAUGUGCUUUAACUUGUGCCAUUCUACGUUUGAUCGUUCUUCCCCUUUUUUGUUGCUUUUUUCAUUGGUGUUCCUACUCCUUGUUCCUCGGUGCGGAUGGCUAUGGUAAAUCUUCCUCUUUUCAACUUUUUUGGCUGCUCUUUAUCUCCACUUGUUCUGCUUGCGCAACGUAUGUCUUGGCCCUUCGAUUUCUGAUCGCUGCGGAUCCCCUACUGCUAAACCUUCCAAACAACCUUGUUCAAUUGACACACACAACCCGAACCGGCUAUCUGGCGAUGUUCCUGUGCCGACUUCCCGACACCGGCUACCUUUUCUGUCUUGCCGCUCCGGCUACAUUUGUUACCGACGCUAAACUCUUGACGCCGACUCGACGUCACCGCGCCUUCUUACAUUGCCGACUCGACAUCCUGGCUGGUCUUAACUUGCUCUAAUUCCGUGGCCCGCUUCUUGAUUUCGUCAUUCUGCCGGUUUGACAACCUCUUGUCGUGUGACCCGGCUAUAUGCACGUUCUACACGCUUUUGUCGUCAU
Molecule: messenger RNA, 1020 nt
Organism: Suillus clintonianus
Lineage: Eukaryota; Fungi; Basidiomycota; Agaricomycetes; Boletales; Suillaceae
Exons: 1
Coding region: 215-922 (235 amino acids)
Source: RefSeq, a predicted model, not a curated record